AGAGCCUGGCAACUCUACUUAUAUAAAUCGCAAUUUAUUUGUUUUGAUUUUAUUUACUAGAUUGAAACAAAGUUGUUAAGAAUGAGUGCCAGUUCUGGGGGAUCCUGGAUAAAUGCCAUCUACGAUGAAGUGGCCCUCGAAGGCUUGGAAGGGGUGACACUGCCCUAUCUGUGGGACUUGCUGGCCAGGCGCCUCGAGUUUGCACCUUCUCCGCUGCCCGAUAGGAUUCGGGAGCAGGCGUGGACCCUGCUGCUCCGAACACCGCUCCACAAGAUCGAGUUCUUUGAGCUGCCGGCAGAGCGUCCUCUGAUGCCCUUCUACGAUCGCCUCAACGACAUGGACGAGCAACUGGGCAUGCCCGUGGUGCCGGAGCAGUGCCCUUAUAUGUUGUACCCACCCGCCUACGUGCAAGAGGACGGCGUCAUGGGUAACUGCAGUGACUUCAAGACCCGCAAACCCAUCCCGGCCAGCGAUCUGCAGGCUCUGAAUGCCGCCCAAGCCACCGAUCAGUGGGCUGGCCGGCUCGUCGUGGUGGCCUCGCAGGAACUGCGGGAAACGGCGCUGACCCCCAAUAACCUCAUGCUGCCCCAGCGCCUGCCGCUGCCCAACUACAUCUUCCUGGAGGCCAUCGGACGGAUGCGCUACAGCGGCCACACCACCGGAGGCCCUUGGUCGCUGAUCAACUACAGCAAGGACACUGGAAUCCUCUUCUAUAUCAAAAACAAACUGCUAAACUUGCAGUUGAUCACUGCCCAGAACUAUAACGAAAUCAACAAGGGUCGCUUCUUGGUUUCUUCGCUGCUGAUGCUGCCGCGCUUUCACCGGAUCUACAAAAACCACUCGCAGCAGAACCUCGAGAAGCUGUACCUGGGUAUAAUGCGGACCAGCAGUCGCCAAGUGCCCGUCACCGAAUUGACCGAGCUGCUCGGACGACCGACCCAUUUCAAGCCGAAGAAGCUGCUGGUCACCCACGCCUUUCGCAAGUUCUUCGAGACCAAGCAAGUGGAGAAGGCCGUCAACGUGCUGACCAAGUCGGGGAAGCAGUCCAAGUCAACCACACGCAAGGUGACCGUAAUACAGCUGCGCAAUCCCAAUAUGCAGCUGGAAGACCUGUACAAGAGCGAGGAAAGUGAGGAGAAUCCGGUGUCCGAGUUCCUGGAUGUGGGACACUGCUACCUGGACAUGCCUCCCGAGGAGGAGGUGCUCCGCGCUGUGGCCAGGUUUGGCAAACGUGGCCUAAACAGCACCGAAUUGUCCCAUUACACGGGGAUCAAUGCAAACUCAAUGCGCCACUUUGUCAAGCGGAUGAAUAAAAAUGGCCAGGUCAAGGAGUACUCGGAGCAGGUGGGCAAGAGCCGCCAGUUCCGCUUGGUGGCCGUCGAGCACUUAGAGGACCUUGCUAAGGACGAUGUAAUCAAGAAGAAGGAGAAGGAAAUCAAGUGCGCCGAUGAGCCGAAUUUUACCGAAAGCAAUGAAAUCACGCUCAAGGACAUGCCCGAAAUCGUGAUGAAUGCCCGACCCAUAGCGUUUAAGCUAAAGAAGACCAGGACGACUAACCAGACGCAGCGCCAACUUGGCCGCCAGAGAUUUAUUACACGCCAAAUUGAUGAGCACUGCCUGGUGGCCCUGCAUCGGUUGCAAAAGAACCUCCAGGCAGAGGAGCGCCAGGCUGGCUUCAAGGACAGCCUGUGCCGUCGCUCGUUGCUGCGCCUGCUGCGUCCCUUGGUGGAGGAUCAUGUCAUCAACGUCUUCGAGAUCACCCUUCACUACCAGCAGCGAGUUCGCGUCUACCGCUUCGCCACGCACCCGAAGAUUGGACUUGAUCACGUGGUGAUGAAACGCGAAAUCCUCAAGCUCAAGAGCAACUUCCAUUUGCUCACCGAGGAGCGCAUGAAGCGACCGUCGCAGCUGCAUCCCCGGGAACGCAAGGAGGUGCUGGCACGUCGUAAACUGGUGGCAGAGCGUCCAGCAGUGGUGUGCAAGACGCAGGCGCCCAAGCUGCUGCUGGCCAGGACUCUGCACGAGUUCUUGUACUAUCUGUACCAUCAGCUGUCGUUGGAUCAAAAGCCCAUUCCCAUGACCGUCGAACUGGUGCAGCAGUGGCAGAAAUCAGAGCCAGCGUUGCAGCCACGUCAGUUCCUAGAAGAGUGGCAGGCGGAGGAGGAUUCCGUGCAGCCCUAUACCGAAGACAUCAGCUGGCGCACCUUUAUCCCACCGUUGCCACGGUACGAGGACAAACCAUCCGGCUGGCUGUACUUCAUGGACGCCAUGGAUCGAAUGCCGCUGUCCCUCUUCCUGCGCAUCUGCCGCAUUGAGCGCGAGGCCAGCGACGAGUUGCGUCUCCAGCUGCAGCAUCCCAUCCGGCAGCACUACCUGCUGUCGCAGCUCAAGUUGGACACCAUUGUGCCGCGCCUCAAGUUGCAGCAACUGUACGUGGGCACUCUGCGGCUACUGAACAACAUGGGUCUGAUUCAGGUGAGCGAGCAAAAGCUGGGUCGCGACUCGCUGCAUCGCUGGGUGUUCCUCAAUCAGCGCACCCGCCUGCUGGACACCACAUCCAGCACCGAGCACAACUACAUGCAGGUCAGCGCCGAUCGCUCGUACACACAGCUCAACUUCGAGUUCUUCAACGCCGAGCAAGUGGGCAACUACUGGGCCAAGCUGCAGCACAUCUGCAUCUACACAAAGCUCGGCUACCGCAAGACCUUGAGCUCGCAGAAGAAGCUACCGGCGCGCCUGAAGGUCCUCGUAUUCCAGCCCACCGUUGAGUUUGACCAGGCCGUUGAGCUGGACAAUGGUUCGGUUCCGGGUGAUCACCUGGGCGCCGCUGGCUUGAGCUCGCACUUGUUUGCCCAUCAGUUUCGUCACUGGUCGUGGGUGCAGCGUCAGAAUGGCGGCAAAUCGGCUGCAGCGAGGGAGCGGGCAAAGAAACCAGUCCGGAAACGGGCCACCAUUAUGCGUCUGAAGAUUGGUCCCCGGCUGGCGGUACGCAAAACUCGCGAUCUGCCUGCCACUAAGACAACAAAAAACAAGACGACAGGUCCGCGCGACGACAUCGACCGGGAUGCGUUGCGAAACAUGCGGACACUACGUGUUAAAUGGGCGCCGGAGGAGGAUCGCCUGCUCAAGAUGGGUCGGGCUGUCUACAUGUUCAUAGACGCACCCACCAUGACCCUCACCUUGUGUGACUUGGCCUUGGUCUGCCGGGAUUUAAUACGCCGCUGGUUGGGCAUCUGCAACAAGACCACCCAGGCAUGUGUGCGUCGCGUGCAGUUCCUGGUGAAGAUGAGGCGCGACAUUCCGGACGUGCCCGGCUGGAUCUAUGCCAUGCAGACGCAGCCGCAGUUCACCAAGGUCUACAACGAUCGAUUCCUGAGUCAGCUGAAGCGGGACUAUCCCAACAAGACCGACUUCCAAGGGGCGCUGAUGGUUCAUUUUGCACUCAUGAUGGCCAAGUUGCAGCGGAUGGUCGCCAAGUCGCAAGGAUCUGUCACCCGGCAGUUCCUACUGCCCGACUCCUUGGAUGCCUUUGGCAACCAACUGCGCGAGUGUCGGUCGGCGCACGAGGAGCAGCAGUUGCUCUUCCAGGAUCCCGCUACGGAAACGGAUCUCCAGGUGGCCGUGGCGCACGGAGUGCUGCACAGCAAUAUAUGCUGUGCCAAGGACAAGACCUUGCUGAAUCUGCAGACCUUCGAGAUCUACAAACACUUCUCCGAGGAGGUACUCAACUCAGCCUUCAACAAGGCACGGGCGGAUUCGCUGCUGGUGGCGGUGAAGCGACGCAAUAUCCAGUCGGCGGCUAGCCGCCAAAUCUCUGGACCUGGUCACCUACUCAGCUCCAAGUACAAGUACCGGCUGACCUACACCAAGCUGACGCACUUCGUCUACGAUGGCUACUUCGCCUUGGACAAGAAGUUGCGGGAUGAGCAGGAAUUGCAGCUGGCCUCGCCGCACUUUGCCCAACUGCUGGUGAUGAGCGAGUGGCUGUCGGAGAACAGGCUGCGCCUAUCGCUACAGCUGCCGGCGAACAUCCUGACCGUGGACACGUCCACCAUGGGUCGCCAGAGUGGCUCUGCCUCGGACCGCAUUCUGGAUCACUACAGCUGCAUGUUUGACAACGCUCCGCACACCGAGUACUCGAAGAGGCUGGAGGGCGAGAGCAGUGGCCGCCAGUCGUCGCGGGUUCGCUUCCAUCCCGCCAAUCUGAGCUUCCGCCUGCCGGCCAGUGCGUACAAUCAGCUCUCCAAGCUGCCGCUGCGGGCCAUGCACUUCUUCUGCGCCUUGGACGCUUUGGGUGAGGCCAUCACUGUGAGUCAGGCGCGUUUGGAGCAGGGCGAUUGCCCCUUUGCCAACUGCAUCAUGCGCAGCGGCAACUAUCUGAACGCCGUGGAGCGGAUAGCGCACGAACAGAGGCCCAUCCUGCGGCAACUGGUGGCCGAUGCCCUGCCCUCGUCGCAGCAGUUCCAACUGGACACCCACCCGGCGGGCAGCCCGCUCACUGUGAACAUCUCGAAUCUGCUGGCAUUCGCCCAGCAACUGGAGGCUUACUGGCGGCGACAACAGCAGCCCAUGGAGCUGAAGGACUUGGGCAAGCAGCUGGCCGAGAAAACCCUGCACAAGCUCACCGACUGGCGCUCCAUUUGCGCCGAGUUGCUUGACGAUGAGCCACAUUCCUGGGAAGCGGAUCGCGUCCAGGAAUACGAGCCGGCAUUGAAUAAGGAAGAGCGAGCCCGGGCGCAAGAUGUUUUCGUGGUUCACUUGCCCACCAUAAGCAUGAAGAUCGUAGAACAACCAGAGGGCAAACAGGCCAUUGACAACAUGCGCUCCUUUGUGCUGGACAAGGUGCUCAAGGCGGCCUACUGGAAGUAUACCGAAAACACCUUUGACACCCUUCGACCCGUCCUCCAUGAAAGAGGAUUCGAUGCUCGUGCCAUUCGCCACAUGGAGGACAUACUCAAGCAUAUUGAACAGCAACCACUUGGUGCUAAAGGAUUGGAGUUGCGCAGGAUCUUUCCACUGGGCGACUUCCUGUUGGAAACGCUGCACCUUCUCGCCGACCAUGAUCUCAUCAAGCGAGUGGGCAUAGUUGGUCACAUGUACGUCCACAAAAACCACAUACGCAACUGGGUGGUGCACACCUUUCACAUCAAGCGCUUGGAGCGGGAGAAAGUGCAGCCCCAGGUGGCGGCGGCACCGGGAACACUGUUAGCCGUCGUUGGUCACAAGCGCAGACUGGAGGCUACGGAAACGUCCAGUUCGAUACCGGAGAAGAAGAUCAAACUUAUGGAGCAGCAGAGCACAGGAAGUGACAGCGAUGAGGCGGGAGGAUCUGCUGCCAAGCGUCCAAAAAGGGUAAAGCGCAAGGAUACGUCCACUGGAGUGGCUAAUUCUGCGAUCGAGGCCUCCCGGGAUGCGAUUGCCAUGAGGCCACAGCCGUGGAUACGGGUGAAUGCUUCCCUUAACCGCCGCGUCCUCGAUCGCUGGCUGGGAGCCAUCCUCAGUGAGAGCAUCUCCCGCGUCGGCUGCACUGUGCACAGCUUGUUUUUGAGGUUUUCGCACUUGGUGCCGGUGGAUAUUAUGUUCCUGUUGGAACUCCUGCACGAUCUGGGUUGUGUACAGCUCGUGGAGAUGCGGCCGCUCAAGGUGCAUGUGGAAUCGCUGCUGGAGGACGAUGACGCGGAUGGCGAAGAGCAGCCAGUCACCGAGCUCUACGAUCCGAUGCAGACCUACGUUCAAGUGCAUGGGUGCGCCGUCGGCAGGCUCACCAACUUUAUUGGCCUCAAAAAAUAUAACACCGAAUUUAUUUAGGGUUUGUUUUAAAAUUCCUCCUGAGCUAAUGACUAUGAACUCCAAUUAAUUUAUAAAAGAGAAAACAAAUGAUGACUAGUUUUGUAAGCCUAUGUUUGUGUUAUGCACAAUUUUUCUAAAAAAAAAAGAAGAUUAAAAACCUCCUGUUAAAUA
Drosophila elegans is the source of this 5961-nucleotide messenger RNA. Its product is annotated as general transcription factor 3C polypeptide 1. Gene Ontology annotation, molecular function: DNA binding. Gene Ontology annotation, biological process: 5S class rRNA transcription by RNA polymerase III; transcription initiation at RNA polymerase III promoter. The record is from RefSeq and is a predicted model, not a curated record. Lineage: Eukaryota; Metazoa; Arthropoda; Insecta; Diptera; Drosophilidae. Bases 82 to 5808 code for a protein of 1908 amino acids. Gene Ontology annotation, cellular component: transcription factor TFIIIC complex. The transcript is spliced from 7 exons.